This is a messenger RNA of Trichomonas vaginalis G3, 1719 nucleotides long. Its product is annotated as pectin lyase-like family. Lineage: Eukaryota; Parabasalia; Trichomonadida; Trichomonadidae. The record is from RefSeq and is a predicted model, not a curated record. The transcript has a single exon. Bases 1 to 1719 code for a protein of 572 amino acids.
AUGAAAUUAUUGCUGUUUUUCUUGCGUUCUAAUAUAUGCACCGCUCCGUCAUUCAUUAGUAAAGAUACAAGGUAUGUAUAUGAAAUUGGCAAUAUAACAUCAUAUUCAAAUGUAAAUUUCAAAGAAAAUCAAACAAUAUUCUAUCUUUUAAGUACUAUCUCAAUAUCAAACUGCAAUUUCAGCAAUAACACGGCUUUUGGUAGACAUAUCGAAUCAAGGGACGGUGGUGCAAUUCUUGUUCUCAAUUCCUGCUUAACAAUUAUUAAUGGGAAGUUUGAAGCUUGUAUGGCUGAUUACGGAGGUGCUAUUUCAUCUCAAUCAUCUGAUACCUUCAUGUCUGGAGUUACUUUUAAAAAUAAUAAAGCAUUCAAAUUUGGUGGCGCUGUAAUGGACUAUAGUUCAAAAGGCUUUGAAUUAGAUAUAAUCAAUUGUACUUUUGAUGGAAAUGUCGCUAAUUACUAUGGCGGAGGAAUUUCUUGUAGCAAUAUUAGAGAUAUAGAUAUUCACCAAUCGAAAUUUUACAAUAAUACUGCUGGAAUGUCUGGAGGAGGCCUUCAUAUUUGGUGUUGUCAAAGUAUAUAUUUAUAUUCAACAGAAUUCAAGAAUAAUACAGUUGAACAAGAUAAAUUGGUAGUUAAAUCUAAUAAUAAUAGUAUACCUAAAUUUUACAAUGAUGAAAACAUUAUUUCUAGAUUUCAACCAAAAGGAGGAGGCGCAAUCUUUAUAUCAAGCAAAGCAACAUUUGAUGAAGUAUAUACUUGGGUUGAUGCAUAUCAAUUAUGUUUCCGGGGAAAUAAAGCAAGUUCAUUUUCAACAAAUAAUCCAAGAGGUGAUAGCCAACUUAUAAACGGAACCGGAAAUACAAUAAUGCUUAAAGGUACAGUAUGUUUUAGGAUGAGAUUUUCCAAUGUUCCGGAUGAAAUUUUUAAUAAUAGAAACGAAUUCACAAUCGAUUCGCAAGCAAGUAUCGAAAAUGCUCACUCUAAAAUGGAAACUUGUCCUAAAAUGGAAAGUGACGGAUUGCCUUAUCCAACUACUAUUUACAAAUAUCCUCAAAUUAAGAACAAAAAUAAUGAAAGUAUUACAAGUUAUGUUCCAAGUCCUACUGGAUAUACAUACUAUGCAACUAGAAUUACCAAAGAUUAUCAGUAUCCAGAUAAGAAUCUAAUGAUUACAGCCCAAAAAAACUAUACUCAUGUUCCUUUCAUUAAUGAGACUCAUUCAUCUAAAAUUUCAGCACCUGCAGCACCAAACGGAAGUAGUUAUUCAUAUACUUUAACUAUUACAUUAGUUGAGAUUGAAUCUGGAGUUUACACACUUUCAAAAACGCUUACAUACAAAAAUGAAACACUUACAGUAACAUUUAUUCGAUAUUAUUACACAUUUCGAACUUUAAUUGAAACAAUUACUGAAACUUUGAUCUUAAUCCAAUUUCAAGAGGACAUUCCUUCAUCUAAAACUCCGGUUUCGAAAAUUAUUUUGAUUUCUACUCUUGUACUUGCAAGUGCUUUGAUUUUGGCGAUGAUCGGACUUUUCCUCUAUAGAAAGAACAGAGAGGCAAAAGAAGAUGAUGAUGACGACGAAUCAGUAAAUGAUACCUAUAAUGAUAACUAUGAAACUAGAACCGAAGCGAUUUUGGAGUUGAGUGAAGGAGAUUCGAUUGAUAAUGAGGAUCCAAAUUUCGCUGAAGACCAAAGAUACUUGGAAAAUGAUUUCUAA